AUCUACUCCGUAUCAUUGUUCAGUUCAAUUUCCGUUAUUUUUUCAUCCGGAGGGCUCGUAUUCAACUGUAAUUGCAAAUUCGUGUUUAGGGUUUAUACAGUUUUCUUCGGUCAAUUUUCUUAAUCCCUUCAAAUCUCCAGUUCCAAUGUGGUCUCUUCGCCGUGCUUCUGUUUCCUUCAGGAAACAAGGAUUAAACGACAUUACAGCCCAAGUUUGCUUUACUACGGCAGAGUUAUCAAGCUAUUGCUUUGAAGGCUAUGUCAUUGGAGGUAAUGGGACUGCUAAAAGAGAUCUGUCUGUGACAACAUUUCAUAAGAUGACUUGUGAUCCCCCAUCACCAUUCAAGGGAAGCUUGAGUUUCUCUGCACUUGCUGGCACAAAGAGCAGCAGAGAGAAUGAUGAUGUGUUGGAUGAGUUUUCUGAGCUUAAUUCUUUUAAAACAUCUGGUUCAAUCCAAGAAGGUAAUGUAGGCAAUGAAAGUGAGUUAGAAUCUGAGUCAGAAAAAUGUGAUGAAGACUUGGAAGGACAACAGGGUGAAGUCGGCUUAUCCGAUACCGCGACUCGUAUAGGGGGGACAAUACAAGGACAAAUGUCUUCACCAGAAUUAUGUAAGGCUCUUUUGGUUGCAUCACGAAAUUCUGUUUGCCAUGUCAUGGAUAAAUGGGUUGAAGAAGGAAAUGCGUUGACCCGGGCAGACAUACACAUGGUCCUACGUUAUCUUCGUCAGCGGAAACUGUAUGCCAAGGCAUUGAAGGUAUCUGAGUGGUUGGAAUCAUCAAACCAUAUUGAGUUCACAGAAUUGGAUUACAGCGGUCAAGUUGAUUUAAUCGCUAAAGUCCAUGGUCUACAAGUAGCAGAAGCUCGUAUAGAGAAAAUUGCAGAAUCAUUCAGAAACGAAAGAGUUUAUCAGGCUCUCUUGGCAAAUUGUGUUUCUACAUUCAACAUGAGGAAAUCAGAAGAGGUGUUCAAGAAAAUGACCGACCUCCGGCUCCCAAUUUCAUGCUUCACUUGCAACCAGCUUCUCCUUCUAUACAAGAGGACAGACAGAAAGAAGAUCGCUAAUGUCCUUUCACUGAUGGAAAAAGAAAAUGUGAAACCAAACCUAUUCACUUAUAGAAUCUUGAUACUUGUUAAGGGGCAGUGUGAUGACAUAGCUGGAAUGGAAGAAGUUAUUGAGACAAUGAAGAACGAUGGAGUAGAGCCUGAUGUUAGUACCAAAUGCCUCAUUGCGAGGAUCUAUAUCCGUUGUGGUCUCAAUGAGAAAGGCGAGGCUAUGAUGAAAGAUAUGGAAAGUGACCCAGAGGGAGAAAAGUCUUGGGCUUUUACCAAUUUGCUACCGCUGUACGCUAUCCUUGGGAAGGAGGAUGAGGUCAGCAGGAUUUGGAAACUAUGUGAGUCUAACCCACGCUUAGAACAAUGCGCUGCUGCCAUCGGAGCAUGGGGAAGGCUGAAGAACAUUGAGAAGGCAGAAGAAGUGUUUGAAAUAAUGACAAGCAAAUACCCAAACAUGUCCUCAAAGAAAUAUUCUUCUCUGUUAAAUGUGUAAGCCCAUAAUGAGAUGUUGGCCAAGGGGAAGGACCUGGUGAUGCGGAUGAGGAAGAACGGUUGCCACAUAGGCGCAUCGACUUGGAACUCACUUGUGAAGCUUUACAUUGUGGCCGGAGAACUGAAAAAAGCUGAAGGCAUAUUGGCAAUGGCAUCCAAACAGAAAGGCAUGAAGCCACUGCUGACCUCUUACAUUGCAAUCAUUGAGGAAUAUGCUAAAAAGGGGGACGUCCAUAGCUGCGAGGAGAUGUUCCUGAAAAUGAGAAAAGGAGGGUUUUUGUCAGUUUAUUGGCUGUACCAGACGCUUGUUAAAGCGUACGUGAAUGCAAAUCUUCCUGCACAUGGGAUGAAAGAGAGAAUGAAGGGUGAUGGUGUUUUUCCAGGGGGUGUAUUGCUUACCAUGUUGCAUCGGGUCAAUCCGUUACACUAUCAGAGUCAGACAACAAUAUCGAACGUGGUAGAGUGAGGGUGCGUAAUAUAUAUGGUGUAGUGAUGAUAUAAAAUGAGCGAAAAGCAUUAUCUGAUACAUGGUGUUUGUGCUGCAGUGGUCACCCGCAAGUUUACUUGUGACGGAUUGCGUGUUCGAUUCUCCAUAGCACUAAGCGUCUGAGCCUCUGUGUU
This is a messenger RNA of Cuscuta campestris, 2166 nucleotides long. NCBI's taxonomy places the organism in Eukaryota, Viridiplantae, Streptophyta, Magnoliopsida, Solanales, Convolvulaceae. The record is from the annotation of a GenBank genome assembly.